Messenger RNA from Microstroma glucosiphilum, 6251 nucleotides. Its product is annotated as ARM repeat-containing protein. The transcript is spliced from 2 exons. Gene Ontology annotation, molecular function: protein phosphatase regulator activity. NCBI's taxonomy places the organism in Eukaryota, Fungi, Basidiomycota, Exobasidiomycetes, Microstromatales, Microstromataceae. The coding region runs from base 341 to 6148 and encodes 1935 amino acids. The record is from RefSeq and is a predicted model, not a curated record. Gene Ontology annotation, biological process: protein dephosphorylation.
GAUAUACUGACCUCGCACACGAAGAGUAGACGAUCCUCCUACCAUCUGCCACCCCCUGUCCCUUGUCAAUCGCCCGGUUAUCAUCAUCUCAGCAUCGCAGUCCACACCCUCUUCACCUCUUUGCCUCAAUGAUUCUCUAAUUCCAUCUCCCUUCGUCUCAAGCGAAGCGGGAGCAGAAAUCGCAGCAGCUCGUACAUCCAGGAGCGAGCAAAAAGGAGAGGACUCGCCGGAUAGCAAGUAGGUUACAUCAGAACGGACAGGCACGCAGGCAGUCCCAUCGCAGACGCAAAGAUUGUAGCUUCGACUCUCCAAAACCGAAGAGUGAUCUGACCGGUUCGCCAUGACGGGGGUUCAAGAGGACAGCCAUGUGAGCGAAGGAGCUCCCUCUGCUUCUGCUUCUUCCUCCCUGCCCUCGACAACGUCCACUACACUGGACUUCCACUCUGGUCAAGCAAGUCAGCAUUCUUCCCAACCAUCUGCAUCAUCCCAUGAAGGAUCCCCCAGCACCUCGCAAGUACUUCCUAUCCGUCAUCCCGCGCCUCUCAGGGCCGCCGACGUAGAAGCACAGCCGCCGACGCCCACUAUCUCAGCUUCAAGCGGCAAGCAUCAUCACCAUCAACGAUCGCGAUCGGUCAAUCUCAGCCCUACCAUUCCCGGAGCCCCUUUUGCGGGUAACAUGGGCAGCUUCAGCUGGGAAAGCCCAGCUACGAGACAGAGGGCUGCGUCGCCGCUCCACAAUACCACCUCUGCUGCCUCUAGAGCGACUCCCAUGAGCCGACCGGCUUCGCACCCUGGCCCCGUACCAGUCGGAAGCAGCUCUGCUUCAAGCUCUAGCUCGUCCUCUUCUCACAGCGCAGAUGCACCUUAUUCAAGAUCGCCAGAAUCAAAGCGAAACUCCUUUUCGCCAUCAAAUCAACAGGUGAUGGGGCCAGCAAGCUGGGACAGCCUGAACAGACGCAGCUCUUCACCAGCGAGAGGUUAUGGCAUUCCGCUUUCUCCCCGAUUACAGGCUUUUGGCUCGAAUCGAGGCAGGAGGCCUAGCUCAGGAGGUUCCGGAAGUGGCAGGGGCGGGAAUGUAGCUGUCUCCAAUCGCCCGUCCUCACCGGUCCCUCUGCCCUCGAGUCCCCGAGCUGGUCAUCUACCGAUACCAGCUGGGCCGGAUCCUGAGCAUCCCUUUGACUCGGUCUGGCCAUCGGAAGGGGGGCAUUCGCCCUUGGCCUCUCCUCGAGGCAGAGAUGCUGCAUCCAACUGGGCAUCUGGAACGAUGGGUGGUCCCAGCGACCGUUCCAACUCGCGUAGCCCCUCGAGACUGCCCAACGGGACCUUGGGAGGCAGACGAUCCCCCUUUGACAGGCAGGCACGCUCCUCGGGCUCGUCCUCGUCAGGAUCGCCCACGCAGUCCAAAGGAAUACCAUUUGGUCUAGAAGGACUUGUGCACCGCAGGAGUCUUUCAGGAUCGGCCAGCCUCGGAUCAUCUCCAAGCUCAUCGUCAAGCGCAUCGCCGCCGGCUUUUGCGGGUCUGCUCUCCCACCCGCCACAUAACCAGAGGGACGGUCCGUUCGAUGCUGCUCAGCCUGCGCCAGCUCCGCCGCUCACUAGUCUCAAAGGUCAAUCAGAUGCUGCCGUCCUGCCAUCUGAAUUGAGCCCAAUUUUCAAAGUAAUCAGCCCUUCCAAGUCUACCUCACAAGUGGACUCUCAAAAUGCGCAUGCGCAGGGAACGCCAACUGGCGAGGAUCCGCCAGACUUAGAUCAGGACUUUUCGGAUGACAAGCAAGCACCGAGUCCUGUCAGGCGGCCGUCGAGCGACUAUGAUAGCAGCGGUUCUUCUGCCCCGAUCUUCCGCACUUCAUCGCCCUUCCUACCGCGCCCACAGACCCCAAAGACUGGAGCCUCGCCCUCAUCGCCGGCCAACUUGGGCUCGGUCUCGCCUCCCAAGACCCGCUCGUUCAUCGGUAUGCCGCCGAGAUCCGGCUACGAUCUAUCGGAUGACCCGGAUGAUGUUGGUUCCGAAGAUGGAGCUAGUGUCUCGAGCGGCAAAGACUCAGCCAGCAAUGCAGACGAUGAUGACGACAGGGAUAUGGAAGAUACAGAAGCGGAUAUGGAGGGCCAGCGGGAUGGGCAUAGCGAUGCGGAAGAUGAAGCCUUCUCUGCUGAUGAAGAGGAUACUGCCUCCUGUGAGAAGAGGAGAGCGGCUGCCGCUGAUCAGCUAGGCGGAGGGGAAGGUCAUGAUGGCGGCCACGGAUCUACGGAUCGGGACGGCAACCAGACCACACCAAGCUUUGCAGAGAGGCCUGCGAUGCCACCCAAGCGGCCGAGCCUGUCCCGCUCUUCUGCUGUCCCGACUCCUCCAGAAAGCCCAUCUAUGGCGUCUGGAGGUAUGAUGCAAUACUUUCGGGAUCCGUCGGUCAAGUCCGAGGGUAUGCCAUGGGAAGGCAGCCACGAUGCAAAUCUGCAGUCUACUUCAGAAGCGGCUCAGGAGAGUCUUGGCGACAUUGCAGCAGACGAAGUGGACCUGGCGCAACGAGACGGCAACGAUGCUCUGCUAGAUGGUGUGGACAUCCACGGGAAUGGCACUAUGGGCGACAUGUCCCAAGGAGCACCGACACCCGAUCAGCCCAAUGCCGAUGCUGCUACAGCUGCUCUAUCUGCAGAGAUGGAGCAACCGGAGGAGAGUCUGAGUACCCUCGAGAGGAUCUUCCUCUUUGCCAAGAGCGAGAUGACAUACCAUCGCGUCAUCGUCUCCCGAUCGCUUCCGGCCUGGAUUCGCGAAGUAGAGCUCUCGGAAGCAGUAGAGUAUGUCAUCCCUCUUCUCAACGGUCUAGCAACCGAUGAACCGGAUGUCUGCACUGCCUUUGCCGCCGAGGUGCAUCACGUCAUGUGGUACUUCUACCGCAACUGCCCUCUGGCUGAACUAGAAAGCCAAGAUGCUGCUGCGGAUAUGAUUGGAGCAGACGAGUCAGGAUCCAGGGAGAUGGCCAUCAGGCCGCGUAUACCAGUCGGCAUCUUUACUCCUCUUCUAUGCGCUCUACUCCUCAACCAGAACUCCGUCGUCGCGAGCACGGCGCAAAGCUCCGUCGUCAGCUUCUUCCAAUUGCUCCACGCUCGGGAGAGCAGUGGAGAAGGCGUAGAUGCAGAGACGUCGGCCGAUGACAUUGUCGUACCUCAUGCAGAGGGUCGAGAUGGAGAACCGGUAGCGUACGAUAACUACAGCUUCGGGCCGAAGUCGAAAGAGACGAUCAUUGAUGAGCUGCUCGAACAUGUUGCCUUGGCCAUGGGCAAGUCACACAGUGGCCAUGAGGAGCAGCUUUCCGAGCCACAGCAGCCUGGCGGCGAAAAUGGUGGCGAAAGCCAUGCGGGGACCUCUGAUGCCGCAGGUGCCAACACUGCAGAUGGAGCGUCCUCCUCCCCUAUUCCUUUCAAGGUCAACGCGGCCGAGGAAGGCGACUCUUCCUGGGAUGCAGAGAUGCAAGAUGAGUCUCAGGCUGCCGACGACUGGCGCAAAGGCGGCUCCCCCUUCGACAGCUCCUCGCCGAUGUUCAGCGCCUACGGAAAAGUUGACGUUGACGAAGAGGCAGCUGUGGGCAGAAUGGCUUCCGUCAGUCUGUUAGGAGCUCUCAGUGCCGAAGACGCUGUUUCUGCGGAAAUUGUCAUCACGCGCUUCGUGGAUGAAAUCGUCAGCUUCAAAGAUGACCCGGCAUUCUACGUUCGCAAGGAGGCGGCGGUCGCGCUUGGUCCUUUGAGCAGAUAUCUGAGCGACGAGGACGUCGAGCGACGCUUGCUGCCUGCGUUUGAUAUAUUCUGCGAGGACAAGAUCUGGCACGUCAGACAAGCCGCUUGCUCUUCCCUGCCGGCCAUCUUCAAGAAGAUCACUGGGGACCUUCGACGACGACGUGUGGUCGCAUUGCUCCGAGCGUUUUCCAAUGACGUCUCGAGGAACGUCAGGACAGCUGCACUAGAGGUCAUCGGCGAGGCCAUCUACCUCUUUCACGGAGAGGAAGAGGGCGUGCCAGAAGAAUUGGUCCGCUUCUUCCUCAAUGAGCCAUUCGACGGCCCGCACAGUAGCGAGGAUCAUGCGACUACAGAAGGCCACGGAGAGGAGCGUUCGCCCUCUCCUGGCAGUGGCAGCUUCCUCUUUGCCGACUUUGGCUUUGCUGCCGCCCUCAAUGGCAACAACAACGGCACAAUGCAUUCGCGCAAGGACUCCCACUGGGGCUCAAACUUCAUGGGCAUCCAAGGCGGCGAUCCAGAGCGACCGCUGAUCAUGGCUUACAACUUCCCUGCAGUCGUCCUCACUCUCGGCGGAGCAGCUUGGCCUCGUCUUCGUCAAGCCCAUGGCGAUCUCUGUGCAGACCCUUCUUCGAAGGUGAGGCAGUGUCUUGGAGCUUCACUGCACGAGCUUGGCAAGCUGAUCGGAGCCGAGGGUACCGAGAAUGACCUCCUUCCGGUUCUCCACCGCUACCUGACUACCGAGGAGGAUCCAGACGUCAAAGCGUCUGCGCUUGAGAAUACCCACGUCAUCCUGGCCCAUCUUCCCAGGGACACUGCGAUUCGUCAUCUGAGCGCACUCCGCGACAUGUGGUCCACUAGCUUUGCUUAUGACUGGAGGCUGCGAGAGGGCCUGGCGCUGCAAGUACCCAUGCUGGCUGAUCACUUUGUCCUCGAGGACGAAGAAGGCAGUCUCAUGUCCAUCAUGCAAGUCGCUCUCUCCGACCCAGUCAGCGCCGUCCGCGAUGCAGGCGUCAAGGCGGUCCCUUCGCUGUACAAGAACUUUGCAGAGCACGAUCAGACUAUAGCGGAUGGUGUCCUGGGUAUGCUAGCAGAUAUGGGCGAGUCGUCCAGCUACCGAGAAAGAGUAGGCUUCCUCCUCGCUGCGCGUGCCCUGGUCGAGUCGCGCAUCCAGCGCUCCUCCUUCCAGCUCAUCGUCCUGCCACGACUCAUCUCUCUUGGCUCAGACCCCGUAGUGGAUGUGCGCAUGGCUCUAACUCGUGCAGUACACCUGAUGUGCACCCUAGACGAGCUCUACGCUUCAGAGCAAAGUCGCUCUCCCGAACUCGUUGAGCUGCUCAGAAAGCUAGUCACCGACUCGAGCACCCUGGUGCGUGACACGAUUGUGGAUCUCUUCGACUCGGAAGAUCCUAUUCGGAACGCUGAACCGCAAGCGGGCAUGCAAGGCAGACGUGAGCUCAUUUUGGGACCUGCAGAGGGUGGGCCUCAUCGACCUGAGCCGGCUGUCUCCAUGUGGGAGCAAGAGGGGGGCAAUGCGCAGCAGAGCUCGGGCGGUCCCUUCUCCAUGGACGAAGAUGAGCACGACGACGAGCAGAGGGAAGGCAUGGUGAACGGCCUUGUGCGUCUGUCAAACACCGACGACGAAGACAAUGGCGACGAUGCGGACGUCGUCCACAUGAGUGAGCACGAUAUCGACUCGGAUCAGGAAAUGGUCAACAUCGAAGCCGAUUCCUCCAUGUUCGAUGACGACGACGAUGAAGACGACGAUGGUCCUUUCGGCAUGCAACACGCGCAGCACCACCCUUACGAAGGCUUUGGGCCUGCGCAUGGACAACAGGAGCGAGCGGAAGGCUCAAAUGAGGACACGGGAGCGGACGACAGUUAUGGCAGUCAGGAAGAGGCGCCGCAUCAUCUGCUGAGUGUAGGGGGAGGUAGUCCCAGUCCCUCGUAUGCCGCUGCCGUUGCUCAAGGCGGUUCGGGGUCUACACCCCUCGGUCUGAGCAUGAAUGGCUACGCAGAAGGCAUGGAUCCCGAAGCCUACUCGCUCACCUCUCCCGAGAGGACCAGGACAGGCGGCUCAGGCCCCGCAGCGGAGCAGGGUGGAGUGGCGUCCUCGUUCGGCAGCAGCGUCUCGACCAAUAGCGGAUCGCCUCAGAGCAACCGUACUAGCGGCUCCUCUUCGGAUCCCACCUCGUCGUCGUCGGACGGAUCGGACGAUCUGGUCAAUGAGCGCAAUGCUUCGAGCAAGCCCGUCGAUCCUUUCCUUUCCUUUGUCAGUGGUGCCCUUGGACCUCCUUCCACGCUCAAGCAGUCGCAGGUGCAGGCGCAGGAAAAGAGGAACGGCGACAGUAUUGGAGGAGAUGCGGAAGAGGAGAGUGUGAAUGUAGCAGCAGGUGGAGACGAGGAGGAGACGUCGCAGUGAAGGGUUGGGGUAGUGCAAGAGCGUAGCGUACUGUAGUCUAGUCCUUCUUAGUCUUUUGCCACAGCGAGGCGUUGAAACUUGCACAGAAUCUGAGAGAGAGAGU